Messenger RNA from Nematolebias whitei (Rio pearlfish), 1443 nucleotides. Its product is annotated as testican-2. The transcript has 11 exons. Gene Ontology annotation, molecular function: calcium ion binding; protein binding. Bases 47 to 1264 code for a protein of 405 amino acids. The record is from RefSeq and is a predicted model, not a curated record. Lineage: Eukaryota; Metazoa; Chordata; Actinopteri; Cyprinodontiformes; Rivulidae.
GGAGCAGGAGGAGAAGAAGGAGGAGGAACAUCCCCGAACCAGCAUCAUGAGGGUCGCGGCGUGCCUGUGUCUGCUGGUGGGCGUCUCGCUCCAGGUGGACGUGAAAAGUGGGAAAGCUGGGAAUUUCAUGGAAGACAAGCAGUGGCUGUCAACCAUCUCCCAGUACAGCCGGAAGACCAAACACUGGAACCGCUUCAGAGACGAAGUCGAGGAUGACUACAUUAAAAACACAGAGGAGAACACUGGCUCUGAUGAAACUGUCGACACCACCAAGGACCCGUGUCAGAACGUGAAGUGCAGCCGGCAUAAGGUGUGCGUCGCUCAGGGCUACCAGAGAGCCACGUGUAUCAAUCGCAAGAAACUGGAGCAGAGAGUCAAACAGCCGGAGCUUCAUGAAAGCAGCUGCAAGCCUUGUCCUGCAGCUGCCUCUUCACCUGUUUGUGGCUCUGAUGGACACAACUAUGCCUCAGAGUGUAAGCUGGAGCAGCAGGCUUGCCUCGCAGGCAAAGACCUGAGGAUCAUGUGUGCUGGAUUUUGCCCCUGCACCUCCGGCCCCAUUACAAACACUGACAUGAAACAUGAGAGCUGUACCGGUCAGGACCUGGCAGAUUUAGGCGACCGCCUCAGAGACUGGUUCCAGCUGCUUCAUGGGAACGCAAAGCAGAACAACUCCAGCAAGCCUGGAACGGGCGCAGCUUCAGUGCUGGAAAAGAGUCUGGUAGCCAGCUGCAAGGACUCCAUCGGCUGGAUGUUCUCAAAGUUGGACACCAAUGGGGAUCUUUUUCUGGACCACGCUGAGCUGGCUGCUAUUAACCUGGACAAGUACGAGGUCUGCAUCCGGCCCUUCUUCAACUCCUGUGACAGCUACAAGGACGGAAAGGUUUCCACAGCGGAGUGGUGCCUCUGCUUCUGGAGAGAAAAGCCGCCCUGCCUCGCCGAGCUGGAGAGGAUCCAGGUGCAGCAGGCUGCCAAGAAGAAGCCUGGCAUGUACAUUCCCAGCUGCGAUGAGGACGGCUACUACAGGAAAGUGCAGUGUGACCAUAGCCAAGGGGAGUGCUGGUGUGUCGAUCAUCACGGAGAGAUGAUGGGCUCUAGGAUCCAUGGCAACCCCGCGUGUGAUGAAGUGGAUGGAUAUUCUGGAGAUUUCGGAAGUGGAGUGGGAUGGGAGGACGAAGAGGAAAAAGAAGCAGAGGAAAACGUUGAGGAAGCCGAGGAGGAGGAAGAGGAGGAAGGUGAGGCAGACGAUGGAGGAUACAUCUGGUAGAAAAGGGAGCGGGGGAGGAUCAGACUGGACUAGGGGCUGAAUUUGUGGUGCUGGGCAGGUGAUGUAACAAAGUGGAGCUGUUUAUUAUAGUUUUUUUUUUUAAAUCUUAGAUAUGUGUAUUUGCUUCUUUUGAGCUUCUGUUUUUUGAGCAACAGAGCUGUGUUUUCUCUGUCCUGAAA